Leptidea sinapis is the source of this 921-nucleotide messenger RNA. RefSeq lists its product as uncharacterized. The record is from RefSeq and is a predicted model, not a curated record. Bases 24 to 386 code for a protein of 120 amino acids. Lineage: Eukaryota; Metazoa; Arthropoda; Insecta; Lepidoptera; Pieridae. The transcript has 2 exons.
UUCGCAACCGCUUGAAUAAUGGAAUGUUUACAAGAUCCAAAUCAUCAGUCAAGUUUACUGAAUUAAAGCACGCUAUACACGACAAAAGAGCAAACUAUUCGCAGUCUAAUCCACACAUAAUUAAGACGUCGCGAAGAUGUGCUGUUGCAGUUUUUAGUAGAAAACCCACUGCCAAGGGCCACUGCAUCAGCGACAGCGACAUACUUCCACAAUGCGACAAUGUGGCAGGAGGUUCUCGAACCGAUGCAACCUUUAUCACAAUUAUGUAUAUAUUUGACGGAAGACCAGUCAAAUGGUCAGAAACCUCGUGGAUGUCCAUUGUUGUCGGCGUUUUAAUGCGACAGCAACUAAAACAGAGUCUUACAAACACAAGGUAUCAUUAUUAGCAACAAACGUUACAAAGGUAAUGUUGGGUACACUUGACAAAGCCUUAUGAUUAUGUAACAAGAACCUAGUGCGUUGUGCGCGUGCGACACAACCGUCUCGCACAAUAGUUCUUCCCUGACUGCCUGCUCAGCGCUCUCCCGGCGCCCACUGUCGUCCGCAAUCGCACCGCACGCCGAUUUGUCCCGAGAACGAUUAAGACAAACUCAUCUCCGUACUCGCUCCUUGGCUCGACGUUCUUGAUUACGACAUAUAUAUUAUAUUAUUCAAGCUUAGAGCAUAUCUUCAACAUGAGGUUGGAUCCGGCAAAGCAUUUAUUAAACUCUGGUAUUGCGAUAUCAAUCGACAUCUUGGUAUUUUUUACUUUCUACCAAAAGAUGGCUCUUUACUUACUUGCCUGUUUCCCCCCAUUGUAUUAAAAAGGUACAGAAAUAUGAAUAAAUAACAUACAAUAUCGAGAUCAGUUUAUUGGCUUCUAUUCAGUACCUGAACGAGAGUAAAAUUACAUUAUACUAACAUAGACCGAUUGAUAAAGAU